GCGAGUGCGCGCAUCCUCGGCUCUCCCCACCCGAAGCUGGGGGGCGGGGCCGUGGCCAAGCUCCCUCGGCUCUGUCGCCUGAAGCCCCCUCCCCUUGCCUUUUCGCUGCUCCCCGCUACUGCUCUCCGACCCAGCCCCACCCCAAGCGACCCUGCGUGGAGCGGCUGGUGCCCAGAGGCGGAGGUGAACGCGUGCUGUGAGCAGGUGCCUGUGGAACCUGAGGAAGGACGCUGGCGAAGCCCCAUCGGCGUGCACACGGAGGCCCCUGAAUCUGGAAGCCGGAGGCAUUUCCCUGUUUGCCGGAUUGGUCAUUUAGGUUUUCAAGAGGCAAGGGGGUGCACGGUAUGGACAAGAGGGAUAGCUUCAAGUCAGGAACUGCCCCGCGGAUGCCGGCUUCACGACCCCCUGGCCUUCUGACCCCUAGGCCUCCUGCUGGGUCCGCUCGACCUCCUCCCCCUGUGACCACUGCUGCCCUUCGAGUCUUAGAAGCAAACGGAGCUAUGGGGCGAAGGCCCCUGGUGGAGCGAGCCUCAGGCGUCUGCAAAGCAGCUCUUUCACAGACCAGCAAGGCAGCUCUCCCACAGACCAGCAAGGCAGCUCCUCCACAGACCAGCAAAACAGCUCUUCCACAGACCAGCAAAACAGCUCUCCCACAGACCACUAUCCACGGGGCACCAGCUCGCAGUGCUGGGGCAGGUCCUCGUAGCCCAGCCAACAGGCCCCCAGCUUCUGGGAAAGGAGAGAGGGCCCCUAUGAAGACCCUUGGCCAGGGCUCUCUUUCUAGCCCCGGGCGUGCCAGCAGUGGGAUUGCCAGACCAGGCCCUGUUGUCCAGAAGAGACUCCAACCUCUGACUAAGGAACCCGUGGUCAGAGGUAAAACACCAGAGACGCCCAAAAGGAAUACUCUGAGCUCUGGAACACGAAGAGUUUUGUCUGCAGAUUCUUUAGGACCCACUUCAGGAGCCCCCUCCCCCGCCAUCACCCGUCGGUCCAGGGCCCCAGCUACAGAGGUGGGACUUCCUCAACCAGCUCCCAGUGCCAGACAGCGUCCUUUGACCACGGAGGCAUCCAGGAAACCUGGAAGCAGUGCUUCUGAACCCAGUGCCACGGAGUCGAGCCCAGCCAUUAGGAGACGCUCUGUCGCUGGCGGCAGUCUGCAAAAGCCGGUCUCUCGUUCCUUGAUCCCCAGUGCUACUCCUCAGCUCUCCCCAUCCCGCUCCGGGGUCUCACCGCGUGUAACCCCACGGGCUCCUGCGCAUACCUCGCAGCACAAGUCGAAAGAGCAGCAAGCUCUGCACCCAACCCAGACCACAGUCCCAAGGAAGAACAAGCCCUCUGUACAGAGCCUGAUUCCCGCUUCAUCUUUAGUCACGCCCGUUCCACCNGGUGCUUCCUCUGUCCAGGGCCCAGAUGAUCCCUCGCAGACCACACUUCCUCCCUCUCCUCCCGCCACCCCGCCUCUACCUGCUUCUCUUCAACUACUCCAAGCACAAGCCUCUUCACAGGCAAUGCCCCAUUCGCAGUCUGGACAAGGCUCACCAUCACCUCCGCCUCUUUCUCUGCAGAACCUGCCCUCUCCACCAGCCACACCCCCAUUGCUAGCUCCACCCACAUCUCUAGAUACUGAAGAGGCCUCUGACUCACCCCCACCGAGAGCCGUAAUUUCUUCAUCGCCCCCUCCCCUUAUACAGAGUGUGCCCCCUAACCAGGCUUCUUCGGCAACGCUCCCUCGGGAGACUCUCUCGGCCACGCCUUUCUCACCUGCUCCUCUACCUCUAGCCACGCCUCCUCCACAACUUCUCCCUUCCCCGCCAAUUUCCCCGCAGAAUUUGCCCACUCCACUUAUCACGCCCUCCCAGUUGCCUCUCUCCACUCCUUUCCGAGCCAACUUUUCGGGGUCUCCUCCCCUUCCCCAGGCCACGCCCGCUAAUCUAACCGCGCCGCCUUUGCAAGACCCUCUGCUUCUGGCCAUUUCUCCUCCAGUUUCUUCGUCUACCUCCAUCUCACCACCUCUGCUUGCCCCUCCCUCUUCCGUGGUCACGCCUCCUCUGAGGCGCCCACCUUCUCCGACUCUGCCCACUUCACAAGCCUCUUUGUUGACCUCGCCGCCCGCCCUGGCCUCCUCGCCCCAGCAGGCCACGCCUCCUCCUUUGGCCUUGUCCCCUCUAGCCACCCAACUCUCUAUGGGCUCACCCUCUUUGCAGGGCUCUCCUUCUUUCUCGCCUACCCCCCCUAUGCAGCCACGCGCUCUACCCUCGCCUCCUUUGCAGGCACCUCCUGUUACAUACCCUUUGCCUCUUUCCUCNCCUUCUGCUUCACCCCCUCUGCCCGCUCUCCUCCCCCCUCCUGCCUCACCUCCUCUGGAGGGCCCUCUUUCUCCCUCGGCCUCACCUUCGUCUCCCUUAGCAACUCCCCCUCCAGAAGCCCCACCUUCACUGGGCUCACCCACUCUUUCACCCCUGGCCACGCCCCCUCCGCAAGCCCCACCUCUGGCUUUGCCCCCUCUGCCAGCUUCCACCUCUUCCCCGGACACAGCCACNUGUUCUCCACAGGGUCCUCUCUUGGCUUUGCCUCCUCUACAAACCUCUCCUUCUCCUCUGACAGUACCCUCUCCGCAGACCCCACCUUCCCUGGCCUUGCCCUCUCUGCAGUCUCCCUCCUCCCCAUUGGCCACAGCCACAGCCCCCCUACAGAUUCCCCUUGUGGUUUUACCUACUUUACAGACCCCUCCUUCUCCCCUGACCACUCUCCCUCCGGGGGCCCCUCCUGGCCUGACCUCGCCCGUUGUUCAGCCUCCUUCUCCUCCUGCCUCACCACCACUGCAAGCCCCUCGUCGACCCCCGACCCCGGGUCCAGAUGUCCCUAUCACAGGUCCACGGCUGACCCUGGCGCUGGCCCCUGCCCCGCCCCCGCCCCCCUCGCGAAGCCCGUCCAGUACGCUGAGUGGCCCGGACCUGGCAGGUCACAGCAGCAGUGCCACGAGCACACCAGAGGAGCUCCGCGGCUACGAUAGCGGGCCCGAGGGCUGCGCUACAAUCUCCCCGGCCCCGGACGCGGAGCUAGCUGCCUGCCACCCGGCUUCCUGGAGUCGAAGUUCUGCUCCACCCUUAGCAGUACGCGGCACUCCAGGAGUUCCCCUGCCGUGGCCUCCCACUGCUGGCCCAGGUUCCUCUGAUGGCCUGUGCACCAUCUACGAAGCUGAAGGACCAGAGUCGGUGGCCCCCACCCCUGGNUCCCUAGAUGUGGAGCCAGAACCGAUGCCUGGCUCUGGCGGUGCGAAGGUGACUGCUGCAGCCUGCGCAGGAGCGUCCUCGAGAAGCCCCAAAUCUGCCCGCCUUGGCGAGCUGCCGCUGGGGGCGCUUCAGGCGAGCGUCGUGCAGCACCUGCUAAGCAGGACACUGCUGCUAGCGGCCGCAGAAGGUGCAGCUGUGGGCAGCGAAGGUGGUUCAGGAAGCCCAGGGGGUGGUGGUGUCUCGGGAGGAUCCCGGGCUCCGCUCAGUGAUGCUGAAUUGGGCCGCUGGGCCGAAUUGCUGUCUCCCUUGGACGAGUCUCGUGCUAGCAUCACUUCGGUCACCAGCUUCUCCCCAGAUGAUGUGGCCUCUCCACAGGGUGACUGGACUGUGGUGGAAGUGGAGACUUUUCAUUGAACCAGACCCCAGUCCUGUCCACCAUACACAUACCACUUUAUAAUCCACCUUUCUGGUUACACCUCUUUUGUCUUAGUUUCCACUCCUACUUCCUUUGACACUUGGCUGAAUUGGUUUUUACCUCUAGUGCCCGUGUUUGGGCCCAGGCUGUACCCCUGUUCUUCCUUGGCUUAGGCUUGGACCAUACCCACACACACUAGACCUAGGCCUUUCAUUUGAGCUUCUGUUUGGCCUAAGCCACACCCCUUCUCCAAGGAGCAAUGCCACAGCUUAUGUUCAGUGGACGAUAGUUUACANGCUGAAUGGUUUACAUGCUGGCACCUAUGCGCUCUGCCACCUUGCGAGCUGGGAGGGGACCACAGAGGUGGUUAGAAGGGCCAGGCUACACCAUGCCAGUGGUUAUGCCUGAGCAAACUGGAGUUCUGGCUGAACUGUGCGACUUUUCUACAGAAAAGGGGCUGGUAAGACAGUGGCUACAAUGGACUUGUGAUUUUCCAGUCUCACAAAGGCCUGGGUUUGAAAGGAACUGGAGAGCCACCAAAGCUUACCCUGGACAUGGGGUAGUUUGCCCUCCUAGGUACCCCUUGCUACAGCACCGUUAUCCUGUGUGCACCCCUUCUCUUCCAUGCUUGAGAGUUGGAAGAGAUGAGCUCCAGCAGAGUAAUAGUGAGUCCUCGACUUCAUCUGUCACUUCUCCAUGAUGAGCAGUGUCAAGUUGACAACAUGCAGAAAACACCCCAAAGAGGGCCUUUUGACAUGCCUAUGGGGACUAACUUGCUUGGGCCGAGGUGGAAACGCCCACCAUUCCCCGGCUGGAGGACUGGAUUGUGUCAGCAGAGGCGGGUAGCCGCAUGCCUUCAGUCUUCUUCCCUGAUUGUGGAUGCUCAGCGACCGGCCGGCUGCUUCCAGCUCCUAUUGCCUUGACUUCCCCAGUGGUAGAUGAUAC
Mus pahari (shrew mouse) is the source of this 4593-nucleotide messenger RNA. RefSeq names its product proline rich 36 (gene Prr36). The transcript has 7 exons. The record is from RefSeq and is a predicted model, not a curated record. The coding region runs from base 345 to 3647 and encodes 1100 amino acids. Lineage: Eukaryota; Metazoa; Chordata; Mammalia; Rodentia; Muridae.